Naegleria gruberi is the source of this 1203-nucleotide messenger RNA. RefSeq lists its product as uncharacterized. The transcript has 3 exons. NCBI's taxonomy places the organism in Eukaryota, Heterolobosea, Eutetramitea, Acrasida, Naegleriidae. The record is from RefSeq and is a predicted model, not a curated record. Bases 1 to 1203 code for a protein of 400 amino acids.
AUGUCUAAAUCAUUUUGGCUGGCCAAUUAUUUUGCUUCAGCAAAUUUGGGAUUGGAAAGUACAACUAGAUGGACAAAAUAUGAAUUUGAUGACUUUAAAUUUAGUAAGAUAUUGUCGGGGGAUAGAUUUGUCUUUUUUGUUUGUAGUGAUACCAAUAGAUUGGUAGAAUUUACAAGUAAACCGCGUAGUAUUGCAGAUAAUUCUAUGGCUAUUAAAAUUAAGAAGAAAUCAAAUGUUUUUGAUUCACUUCUGAUGGAAACAGAUACUACACCACAAGAAGUUAAACAUGUCACUGGUUAUUAUAUUAAUGAUUUAAUGGGAAAUCCUAAGAAAAUUCAAUAUAGAAUGGGUGGUGGCCACAUCUUUUUAUUGGAGAAGACAAGAAUUGGAAUAAUAGAUUAUAUUGAAACUGACCCGAAAUUUAAAAUUGAGGACUAUUCGAGUUUUGGAGGAAUUAAUAAGUUUUUCUGUGGACCAUUAUCUUCACAUCAUGUAGUAUUAACCAAUGAUAGAAGAGUAUUUGUUAAUAAUCAGCAAUUUUCAUUGAAUACUAAAGAAAGCCCAACAAUUAUUAAACUUGCAGCAUGUUGUGGAAGUGGAGUAGUUUUGGCUUCAGAUAAGCAUCUCUAUGCCAGAGGAGAUAACACUUUUAAUGUGUUCACCUCAGUUAAUAAUGAUUUUUCAUCAAGUUUUUUCGAAAAGAUUCCAUUUGAAUUUCCUGCAAAUAUCAAGGAUGUUAAAUGUGGAUUUUUCCAUACAAUUGUUCUUUUAGAGAAUAAUCAAAUAUUCGGAUGUGGUUACAAUACUUUGAAGCAAUCUACAUUUGGUAUUGCUGAUGCUGGUAUUGAUUCUCUUUCAGAUUUCAGAUUAAUUGAAUUUGAUUUUGGAAUUCCUAAAGAGAUAGCAUGUUCUUCCAGAGGAACUGUUGUAAUUAAUACAAAUGGUGAUGUAUUCAUGGCUGGUGAGGUUGUUUCAGAUUUUCCUCCAUCAGAACUCAAACUUAAUCCAUCAUUGUUCAAGUUUAAUAUUACUACAUUUGAUAGGGAAGAGUUCAAUACUAUCUCAGUUGGAGGUUGGCAAUAUGUUAUUUAUUAUGAGAUAUUUGACGAAACCAGAAAGGGUGAACUACAUAUGAAACGGAAUCUUGGCUCUUUGCUGUCCACUAAGGCUUUAUCGGAUCUUGUGAUAAUUAUUGAUGUGUAG